CUUCCGUUCCCUUCCGGAAGUGACGAAGAAAGGAACCAAGUUUGAAAGCAUUGGUCUAGCGAGCCCGGCUGUGCGGACGGAGCCACAGAGACGGGUUCCAUUCUUCAACCCUGGCACUUUCCCCUUAAUGCUGCAGUUUUAAAGGAUGCCUAUUCGUGCCUAUUGUACUAUCUGCUCUGAUUUCUUUGACAAUGACAGAGAUGUUGCAGCUAUUCACUGUGGACAUACCUUUCACCAUUUGUGUCUUAUUCAGUGGUUUGACACUGCACCAAGCCGGACUUGUCCACAAUGCAGAAUCCAGGUGGGCAAAAGGCACAUAAUCAACAAACUGUUCUUUGAUGUUGCUCUGGAGGAGCAGUCAGCGCUGGAUCCUGAAAGUCUGCAGAAUGAACUGGACAGAGUGAAAGCCCAGCUAUCUGUGAAAGAAAAGGAAAAGCGAGAUUGCCAAUCUAUUGUGAAUUCACUAAGAGAUAUCCUGGAUAUUCGUAAUGCCUCCAUUGAAACACUCCAGAAAGAUCUCUCUGAAGUGGAGUCCUUGUGUUCUACUCUCAAGAAACAAAUGAAGUAUUUGGAACAGGAGCUAGAAGAUGCAAAGAGUGCAAAAGAAGAGGCCCGGAGACUGCGAAAUAAGCUGAAAACAGUUGAGAGGAUUGAGACAUUACUACACGGUCAGCGUCCUGAGGUGGAAGAAAUGAUCCGUGAAAUAGGUGUGGGGCAGGCAGCGAUGGAACAGCUUGCAGUUUACUGCAUCUCUCUGAAAAAGGAAUAUGAGAAUCUGAAGGAGUCCCGGAAAGCAUCAAAUGAUACAGUAGAGAAGUUAAGAAAGGAGUUGUUUUCUGCUAAUCACAAGCUACAGAAAACUCUUUUAGAUUUGGAGAAAAACGUGGAGGAAUUGAAAAACGCCCAUACAGAUCUGAGAAAUGCAGACAGAGAGAUCAUGAGUUUGAAAAAGAAGAUAGGAGUCCUGCAAGAUACCAUAAAAGUACCAUCACUGAGCAGUGAAACACUCAACCGACUUGUCUCUGAAAGCCCUGCUCCUGUUGAAUUGCUAAACCCAAAGCUCCAUCGGCCGCCACAUAGUGAUGAGAUUGACUUGAAUGCUACAUUUGAUGUGGAAACACCAAACCAUCAGCCUCACAAGACAGGCCUUGCACCUGCCAAAAAAUUCAAACUAGAUAAAAAAUCGGCACCUGUGACAAAUUUAUCAAGAGCCCUGAAAGAAACAAUGGAGAACUGCUCAAAUCACACAAAUGAUGAGCACCCAGAAGAUCUUUUACCUGCUUUCAUCAGAAACUCAAUUCUGUCUAAGAGGCCACCUAUGAACAUGCUUGUGCCACAGAGGAGCACAGGGAUAGUGAGAACUGGGUAUGAUGGCUUAGGGGGCAGAACCAAGUUUAUUCAACCUAGUAUCCCAGAAGAAAUUCGGCCCCUGGCUGUGAAGAGCAAGAAAAAGAGUGCUUCUAAACGAACUAUUACAACGUCUUCUGUUUCUGGAAUCAGCCAGACUAAAUUAGAUAACUUCCUUAAGUAACUAUGCAAUUCUGUAGAUUGGACCUAAACAAUGAGAGACCUGGUCUCAUCCAUAAAGAGCAUUAUGACUUCAACAAUCCAGAACAAGUGCCCAAGGGUGAGGUUGCUGACUGUGUUCAUCUCCCCACACCUUUCCUGCAAAACUGAACAUGGAGCACUGGUUUUCCUAUGCUGUCAGCUCUGAGGAAAGAAAGUUUGAACAUGCUGGGUUCCAGAAUAUGUUUGCUGUUUUACAAGUCCAUAUUCUAAUCUAAUCUGUUAUAUUAUGGGGGUUCCUUCAGUAAGGUAUGUCAGUAACUGUGUUAGCAUGUGUCCCGUGGACACAGUCCUGCCUUAUAUAAGGAGAGAAAUUUGUUUGCCGCUGUCAAGUUGUGUUAGUAUCUGGUGACAAAUUAUGUGCCUAGGAAAACAACUUUUGUAGUUGAUGUCACAUUGGGGAUUAAAGUUGUAACUUCUGCCUAUAAAUUUGAAGGGUUGGAGAAAUGGAUGGAAAAUAUUUACUUCAUCCAGCCUUUCACAUCACUACUACCUGAAAACUCUCCUAGAUUCUCUAGUUAUUGAUCCUGAUUUUCAGUGGCAGGAUCCAAUGCUAGAAUAAUGGUGAAUUAGUCUAUUUUUCCACAUGAUCUGGGGUUUGAUCUGGGGUAUAAUUAAUAGAGAGAUGCUUGGAAUGAGUUGUUUCUAAUACUUUGGCCUGGAUUUCCUGUUUGAUUCUUGCCCAAGAUAUUUUACUUCCUUCCUAAAACUGUUAGCUGUAAAAUAAGUGCUAUUUCCCAGAAUGUUUUUCCUUGCUUUCAUGGGGCAUAUAAUUGGGCUUGAGAUGACUUUAGAAAAUAGAAAGAUUCAGAUACUUUUUUUCAGGAUAUGAAAAUGCUAGCUUCUUAAUUACUGCUCCUGUCUUGCAUAAGCUUGGGAGUCAAAAUCACAUUUUUAUGCUUAACAUUUCCAGCUCAAAAGUAUGCCAAGUGUUUUCAAGUGCAGAUUUAUUGUUUUUCAGAAGCAAUGUCCAGGGGCUUUUGUUUGAUUGUUUACUUUAAUAGAUAGUGGCAGAAGACACCUUUUGACUUAGAGGUGACCCAGUUAUUUCCUUUUAAGGAAUUUUUGUGCUAAAAAAGCAUUUUCUCAGUAUGCCCCACCUUUACUAUGGGUUAUGUCACAAGCCUAGCCAUGGCACAGGAUUACCAGAGCCCAUACAUGGGUCAAUGGAUACAACUUGAAAUUCCUAAUUAAACAUAUCUACUAUGUUUAUGAAUAAUGCUGAGUGUGUCUAAUUUAUUAAACUGAAGCUAGAGAUGUAAGAUUUCUAAGUCUUCCUGCAGCACAAAGGGUCUGUGCAGAUAAAUUAAUGGAUGUACAUCAGAUAAAUACUUAGAGAAAGUAACACCCCCCCCCCCCAAUAAAGGCCCUAAAUCCAAUUAUUAGUCCCAAGUAGAGCUGGACUGUUCAAUCUUUGGAAACCUGAUAAAUCAAUAUAUAUGUAGCUUUGAUUAAUUCAGUGAGUCUACUCGGGUUUUAGGCAAAAGGUUCAUUAUAGUGGCAAAAUUAGAAUUUCUUGGAUUUCUUAGAGCAACUGAAUUCAUCAGAACAUUAUUUUCUACAUCCCUAUUUCACAGUCCCCGCUGACCAGUAUUACUGAAGCUUCACUUGAUUCAUCUGCAUUAAGCACCUACCCUUAGCAAGUAUUGUUACCAGGCUUUUUCUGUUUUAAAUACUAGCCUUAAAUCCAUUAGAAUUCCAGAUAGGCAAUGGGUACUCCUUAUGGAGAAUUAUGGCAUUCUCCGUCCCUCUGUAGAAGUCAGCAUAGAAAGUAUUGCUUUUGGGAGGAGUCCUUUCUCUACUUUGGCUCAUGUACAUCAAACUCAGUAUUGCUUCUGCUCUACAUGCAGCCUCUUUUUCUUCAGUUCUUAUGCAGCAAGGAGGCAUUGUACCAUAAAGGUGAACUGAGAGAAAAUGAACCUGAGUGAAAGGGGAUAUUCAGGCUAUGCUAUCAUUUCUUUAAGUCAAUGACCAGAGGCAUUUUCUAUUGCAAGGAAAUUACAAAGACAAGGGCAGUCCUAGUUUUCACUUCUAAUAAAAUGUCAUUACCCUUUCCCCAAGGCUUGCAUAUAUUUUCUCAGAAUUGAUUCAUCUCUGCUAAAGGGAAAGUGUCAAAUCUCAUUUAGCCUCAAAGCUUAAAUUUUUACAGAGCUGAGCAAUUAUGCUGUGAGGAGGGGAAUUAGUAUUAUUGUUUGCACAAGAAUUGUCUGUAGUAUUUGCUGUUGUAUCCUUUGGAAGCUUUAACUGUGGAAGAUGUGAAAUAGAAUUUGAAAAACAGUUUCCAAAGCUGAAUAAACUGCAUAACAAACA
Messenger RNA from Sceloporus undulatus (fence lizard), 3876 nucleotides. It is a transcript of the gene TRAIP, whose product is annotated as TRAF interacting protein. Bases 146 to 1531 code for a protein of 461 amino acids. Lineage: Eukaryota; Metazoa; Chordata; Lepidosauria; Squamata; Phrynosomatidae. The record is from RefSeq and is a predicted model, not a curated record. The transcript has 16 exons.